UAACCAUCUGAAAAAAAAUAUGCUUCGAACUCUAGACUUGGCCCGGUAUGAAAGCUACCUGCUUGAGCCCUGCUGGAAGGCAGGCGCCGCCAAAAGCCUACGAGCAACAGGUGUUGGCCGAAAUGAGAUCGCUGCGGUGAACAUAGUGGCCUGCUGCAAGCAGAUAACUGAUUUAAUAGAUGAAAAUAAAUUAAGAAGAAACGAGACCAGGUCCUUGAACACACGUUCCAAAGGAUAUGUUAAUUUUAAGGGCAUUACGCGUCUCACCCAUGGAGUGGUCCAUAUAUACAGGAGUCAAGUGGACACAUUGUUGGAUGAUGCGAAACGUUUGCUGGAUCAAAUGAAUCACACAACGUUCGACUUUGUGCUCACUACGAAGAAAACGGUGGUGAUGAAACAGGCAGAAGGGCGAACCCACCGAAAACGCAAGCACGUUAUAACCAAACAGGCCAGGGUAACUCUCUCGAAGUGUCCAAGAAUCCAAGAGCCCGCGCUGCUGGAUGAUGAUGUCUUGAAUCACUAUCGCGCCCUUAUGACUGAUUGCCAGGUGUGGAAGGCAGAGAGCACACAGGAAGUCGUAGAAGAGUCCAUUGAGCUGCCUCGAAUGGUUCAAGAAACAAACUUGACCAUCACCGAAGAGUUUGCUGUCUAUGAAGAUCAUAGUUCUGUAAAGGAAGAGGGAUUUGGAGACGCCGGGCAGGUGGAUUUGACUAUAUUUGAAGAGCUCUACCCCUUAAAGUCCUUAAGGCAUCACUCUUUGAGCCCGAAUUUAACGCACACUUUAGAUCCCAAAUUGGAUAAGAGUAUCAAUCCAUUUGGAAGCUCAAUUUCUGAUAGUGUUAUUCAGACGAUAAUUCAGGAUAAUAGUACUACAUCAGCGACUACUGUAUACCACCGGGAUGCAGAUGCAUCCUCGUUACCGUCACUUCCACCGCGCUCACCCACCGAUAUCUAUGUACCUAGGAAAAAGUUAAAAAAACGAGGCAAACAAAAAAAAUUAAUAGUUGACAAAUGUAUCAAAUAUUCUCGUGAUGAACUAAUCAAGCACAGACAUCAGUACCUAUAUAAUCACAGGAACAAAGUUUUAAAAGCACCGUCUCCCAGUAAGCUACUAAAAAGUGAGAAAAAACUUCUGUCAACUCUGAAGAACAACUUUAUCUUUCCAGAUUUUUUAAAAAGACGUCAGAGCCAUACAUUAACUGUAGAACAAAUGGAAACCGACUGUGAGAGUAUAUUAAAAACGAUUUUUGGUGACGACUAUACUGACACUCUGGCCAAGGAUGUAUUUGGUGGGCUUUCGGAACUGCUCAUAGCAGCUAAUCCAGGAGAAAUAGCUGCUGCUGUUCCGCCUAUGUCAGUUGGAGAUAUUGAAAACAAUACACCGCCUCCACUGUUGCCUGUAAAUGUGAAGGCGGUAACUCCCGUCAACAACAAUCAUUUCUAUAAGCAUAAAACAACAAUCUACGAGGAUAAUCCAUUUGACAGCCACGACGUAAUGAUGGACCUUUUGGACACAUGGCGCCACUUUCCAGACCUCAAAGGAAUAGAUGCAAAUGAAUUCAUCAAGUCAUUUCCGCACCGCACUAAAGCGGCCCUGGCUUUCAGUCACCUCUUAACUCUCGUACGUGACAAUUUCAUAAGUAUCUCGAAAAGGCCAAACUCCAAUGAAAUGGAUCAAAUAACACUGGGCGAACAGUCCAAUGCCCUAAUUGUAAAUGUAGCGCUGGACAAGCAGUCAUAAUUUUGUUUUUUUUUUGUAACAAUUUAACGAAAUUGUUACCGACUAUUUUAAGAAUUGUUAGAAAAGUCCCAUGCGUGUAGCAAGGGCAUUUUAUCAUUAU
Molecule: messenger RNA, 1841 nt
Organism: Drosophila persimilis
Lineage: Eukaryota; Metazoa; Arthropoda; Insecta; Diptera; Drosophilidae
Gene: c(2)M
Exons: 7
Coding region: 20-1741 (573 amino acids)
Molecular function (GO): protein binding
Source: RefSeq, a predicted model, not a curated record